GGGCUCAAUCUUGAUUGUAGAGCGACGGGGCCCUCACUCGACGCAUGUUCCGCUCUCUCUUCUUCUCUUCUGCUCUCCUCUUCUCUCUCCGUCAUGGAUUGAUUCCACGGGAAACCCUCGCCGUUCUCCACGCAGACCGUGUCUCCCCCGAUCCGUGCUUCCCGGGCGCACGUUAAGCAGACUCUCCGUACUCCCACCGUCGCACGGCAGCUUCCGCGGUUUACCCAUUCUUUCUCUAUCUGGUCGUCGUCUUCGUGGAGGGACCAUAUCGUGAGGUGGAAGCCCUAAGUGGGAUGGGACGGGAGCCGCGUCAGGCGGUAGCCCGAUCGUAGCCGAUCUCCCCUCCCCCAUGGGAGGAGGAUGAGGAAGAGGGCGGAGCCGGCGCUGAAGGAGGUCUACGGUCGCACCGACAGGAUCUCGGAACCGGAGGCAUUGUUUUUGAUAGGGUGUUUUUCAAGCUGAGAAAAGGUAUAUGUUUAUAAACAAUAGUCUUCAAAUGAAGGCAGAAUCUGGGACAUGCAACGUUUGCUCUGCUCCUUGCACCUCUUGUGUGCAUCGUAACAUGUCAGCCUCAUUGUCAAAAGUUGAGUGUGGCUGCGAGAGAAAAGAAACGGAUAGGUGGUCAUUCAUUGGGGCCGAUGUGUUGCCUCCUCCUAGGAGCAGAGCAUGCAAUGACCAACAGCAUGCAGCUAGUGAAAUAAGCAAUUUAUUAAGCACAAGCUCCAGUCAUGAUUCGUAUUCUGAGAAUGUUGAAAGUAAAGCAAUAAUGAGGGCUUCUGCUACAUGUGCAUGUGAAGAUGUUGACAUGCCUCCAAAAGUUUCUUCAGGUGAUGCAGCAGUGGAAGAUCAGCCUCUUCCUAGAAUGGCUACUAGCAACCAUCAUGGACUAAAUCCCUCAUGCUGUCACUCUGCACCAAAUUUGCACCAUGGGCAAUUAUUACAUGAAUAUGAAGAGCAGCAUGGAGUAGAAUGCCAUGGGGAUAAUAUGUCAUGCGUCACUGGAGUCAAAGAUGCCAAUGUGCCAGCGUGUGAUCAUAAUGCUGACAUGGACAAGAAAGAUACAUCAUGUAGUUCUGCAUCAACCUGUGAUAUGCUUGCUAAAAAAAAUGAACUGGAGGUACUGGUGGGUGCCCAUCAUGUAUCUCAUCAUCAUGAAAUAGAAGCGAGUGAGAGUAAAUCAGCAGAACUAUAUGCCUGCCCUAGGGAAUCUUUGAGGAAGAAGAACUCUGGUUCUAGCUCUGUGAAUGCUGGCUUUUCUCACAAGUCUGACCUGGCAGAGUUCCCUACCACAAAAAAAGAAUCCUCUCCCAAAGUGCCAUCUUCGCAUUCCCCUUGUCAAAAUGCAUAUGUUGAACUCAGUCCUGAUUCGAAGGAUUUGGAAGGAUAUCUGACUUUUCAACAUCAAGGAGAACCUACUGAAUGCUCGAUGAAUGAUGUGAAAUCUUCUUCUGUAAGACCAUUGGUUUCCAUGAGUAUUGAUAGACAGAAAUCUGCUGCACUACCAAAUGAUGAAGAUUGUAAACUGAGUCAGAUCCGAGUUGACUCCUCAUCAAGGACUCUAAAGGACCAUGAUUCAUGCUCUGAAGCUGAAAUUGCCAUGGAUGGUGAGAAACCAGCUGUUGAAUCUACUAAAUGCAGUAACAAUGGUGAGCAAUUUGGAAAGAAUACUUCCUUGUUGGAGGCAUCCAAUGUGCAAGAGCCUGACAUUCAACAUCAGCUGAUCAAGGAGGGGGAAAAUUCUGAAUCAGACAGUGGAUUAUAUGAUGUAAAGGUAUGUGAUAUAUGUGGGGAUGCAGGUGUGGAGGAACUUCUGGCCAUAUGUAGUAGAUGCAGUGAUGGUGCAGAGCACACUUACUGCAUGCAUAUUAAGUUGGACAAAAUUCCAGAAGGUGAAUGGCUUUGUGAAGAAUGCCACCUCAAGGAGGAUGCUGAAAAUAAAAAAGUUGAUAAAUCUGAUUCAAUUUCUGGAACAUCAAAAGCAGACAACUUGAAAGAAAAAAGUCAGGAUUUUGGAAGUAAUUACAACCCUACAAAUAUAGCUAAGUUGGAUAUUGGAGCUACUGGUACAGAAGUAAGAGGGCCUACCAAAGGAAUACGAAGUCCACAAAAAUCAGGCAAUAUGCAUGCAGACAGUCAGGAGGUUAAUUCAAUGAACAGCAAAAAGAUUUCUGAGAUGGAUGGUGGGUCCAUAGGAACAACCAGUCCAAGGAAAAAUGCUGUCUUGUCUCGAGAAAGUUCAUUUAAGGGCCUGGAUAUGGGAAAGGUAAAGCCAACCAACCUGGCUUCAUCCCCCAGAUGUCCGUUGGCAAAUACUUUCCCGGCCAUCUCCCGCUCACAUAUGUCAAGCUCUAACCCAUCAAGAGUUGAAGCGCAACUUCAUUCACCUCGAGGGCCUCUCUCCAAGCAGCUGUCAUUUAAUAACUCAAACAUGAAGCCAAAAGUCAGACAGUUGAUUGAUAAUUUACCUCAGAAGCAAAAGAUGACAAGAGAAUAUGUUUCCAGCAACAGUAGGAAGGAUGGAGUAGUUAAAACAAUGAUGAAAUCUGCAUCAUUUAAAAGUGUGAGCUCAGGCCGCUCCAAUGUUGAAUCAGUAAAUAAAAUGCAAUCGCUUAAUUCACCUCGAGCUGCUGAACCUAAAGGUUGGAAACCAGUGAAAGAAAGGAAUAUGAUGGAAAGGAAGAAUUCUUUUGUGCUAGAUCGUCCUGUUGUUAGUCCAUCACCAUCAGCUGGCACAUCUGUCCCAAAGAUGGAUCUGAAGAGUUCACAGCAUAAUGGAAAUUUAAGUAAUAAGUCUGAAAAAGGAUCAGAAAAUGUGAAGGAUUCAGGGCAUAAUGAAGUGAAGAAGCAAACAUCAAAUACAUUUAAAAGAUAUGAAUUGUGCAAUGCUGAGGAAGAUUCUCAUGCAAAUCCAUCUGCUAUUGAUAGAUCAUGCUGUGAUGCUGACUCAGUUUUGCAACGCAGUGUGACUCAGGUUCCAGAAUCCUCCCCUAGAGAACAUAAAAUCAAGGACUCUUCCCAUUCUAGCACUUCAAGGCAGGUGUCUUCAAGUGGCAGCCGAGUAUUACGUUGUCAUAAAUGUAAUGAAACAGGCCACACAACGCAGUUCUGCCCAAUUGACAAACUUAGCAUAUCUGCUCUUAAACCUUCUACUGACCGAAAUUUAAGGGAAGGCAGUAAUAAUAGCAAUAAGUGCAGAGAUGCAAUGGAAGCUGCAAAAAUGAGAACAAAGAAGAGCAAUAAAUUGCCAGACCAGUCUGCAUGUUCAAUGCCAAGUACUGAAGUGAGUUAUGAAGUGGCUUCCAAAGAUUUCCAGUCUAGUUCUAGUGGUCUGAAGAGCUUGCCUCAGGAAGGGACAUCUGAUGGACAAGUUAUUUUGCGAUGCUCUGAUGCUGAUUUGGGCCGAAGAGAACCUGCUAUUGAUGCACAGCAAGCAAAACACGCAGUUGAAGCCUCAUUUCUUCCUAAAGAAUGUGAUUCAAAUGCCAUUCCUACCAAUUCUGAUAGUUUGAAUGCGAAUUCUUCUACUCAAAUUUUGCCUGAUCAAUCUUCUUUACUUGCAAAUCCAUUUAGACCUUCAAUAAUCCCAGAAAUUGAAUAUAUAUGGCAAGGUGGUUUUGAGGUGCUUAGGACCGGAAAACUUCCUGAAUUUUUUGAUGGGAUUCAAGCUCACUUGUCAACCUGUGCAUCACCUAAAGUGCUUGAAGUGGUCAGCCAUUUUCCUGGCAAACUGCAAUUGGAUGAAGUUCCUUGCCUUAGGUUGUGGCCAGUGCAGUUUCAGGGAAUGAGCCCCAAGGAAGAUAAUAUUGCCCUUUUAUUCUUUGCUAAAGACAUCGAGAGUUAUGAAAGUGCUUAUGGGAAGCUGUUGGAAAAUAUGCUUAAAAAUGAUUUAGCCCUUCGAGGGAACAUCAAUGAGUUGGAGCUACUUAUUUUCCCGUCAAAUAAGCUACCAGAAAACUGCCAACGUUGGAACAUGUUAUUCUUCCUCUGGGGUGUCUUUAGAGGAAGGACGGAAUGCUCAAAAGUUCUGCCAGAUUUACAGAAGCAGCCUUGUCGGCCAAAGUUAAGCACAGAUCCUUUGGCUCAAGAAAUUUCUUUCCCUUUCUUUGAAGCUUCUACCUCUCAGAAAAUAAAUUCCCAUGAGAGUUCAGAUAAGGAAUUUUCUAGGAGUGAUAGAUUGCUGAAGGUGAAGGCAAUAAAAUCCAGUAUUCAGGUGGAUUGUCUGCCUAUUUCUUCUUCCGGUAUCCAGGAUAGGAUCUGCAACACACAUGAGUCUUCUUUUGUUCAAAAUACUUCAUGUCAGCUAGCUGCUGAGAGUCAACAGCCAUCACAGCUUGCUUCAUCAUUUCCUGUAAGCUGCUUGUCGGAUAGACUAUGCCAGCCACGCAGCUCGCUUGGUGCUUGUCAUGUGCCUGACCUUCAAAUGAGUGCUACGGAAUUGUGCCCUGCUUUGGAAAGGGAGGCUACUUUCCUGUGGAACUCUGGCAGUGAUAUUGACGGCAAAACUCCAGUUCACAUUCAUGCAACUACAAUAGAAAAUCUGAACAGAGCUUUGCCUGCACGAUCAACACACUCAAUUUCUUCAUAUUUUGGGCAAGGUGGUGAAGGCAGCAGAAAUUGUGAUACAAUGAGGGAGAAAGAAAGAUUAAUGAAAGAUGAAGCUGGGUCAGAUAAUGAGCAACAGGAACAUCAUAUGGAGAUUGAUAAGCUCAGCUGGGAGUCAAGGCCUAGAAAGAAACGUGCAUACUCGCCUUCCAUAGAGACAGUUACACACACUUUUUGUGAAUCCUCAAAGAGUACUGAUGAAAUGAUGCUUUGGAGUGAGAGAGCAAACUUCAGUUCUCUUAAAAAUGAAAAAGAAUACAAGAAGAUUAGGAGUUGCAGCGAGAGACAUGCUUCUAGGGAUGCAAAUGGAUCUAGUAGUUUAUUGUUAUGUCCUUUGCUACCUAGCUACAUCAAUGAGAAGCAGCACAUGGAUGGUUUCUGCAAUGGAACAGAAAUGGCUGAGAACACAAGGAGUGCUGAAAGAUACUUCUUUCCUGUGGAUCCGGGUUCUGUGAGAAAUGUUGUAUCAGAGAACAUGCAUGUUCUUUCUUUGGACAAUGAAGCAUUCCCAGAAUCCAGUGCUCCAGAUCUUGAACUUGCACUAGGAGGCAAGAAAAAAUCAUCAGAAAACGGAGUCUUGUCAUUGCUUUUCCCUUUGGUUGACAGAAAAGGCAGUUUAGGCAGCCGGGAUAAACUGCUGGGUCCUGCAAUGGAUGAUGAAGAUGAUAUGUCAGCAUCACUCUCUCUAUCUCUGGCUUUUCCUGGCACAGAAAGGAAACAAACAGACAAACCAUUAAUAAGAACCGAGCAACUUUUGCUGGAGAGGCCUUGCGUUAACACUUCUUUACUUCUAUUUGGCAGAUUUACUGAUACUUGAAUCUAAUUGCGAGUGUAUAUGCCCUGUAAAUUUUCACCUCAGUAUACUUAGAGGAUCAGAAGGGAAGCAUCGAUCUUGCCCAUAUGAUCAUGACCAUAAAAUCCAUUUCUUUUUCUACCUUUUAACUUUUUCCUUUUUUUUUUAUCCCCCUCGUUUCAAUCACUACUUGUUUUUAAAGUACAGAGUUACGGCUGUCUGUAUAGGAGAAAGAAAGCCACAAUCUUAAAAUUAUGCGGGAACCCUGUGGAUAUGUUUCUGUAAGUCCUUACUUGUUUUCUUUGUUUUAUCAUGUUUUUCAAAAAUAUGAAUAUUUUGAGUGGUUUUAGCAGUGGUCUAAAUUUGAUUAUUAGUGAAAUGCUCGUGAUGGCACCUAAGAAGGUAGCCAAAGCUCGUCGUAGGGAUAAGCUGUAUACUAUGGUUGUCUUUGUUUUAUCAUGUUUUUCAAAAAUA
Molecule: messenger RNA, 5869 nt
Organism: Elaeis guineensis (African oil palm)
Lineage: Eukaryota; Viridiplantae; Streptophyta; Magnoliopsida; Arecales; Arecaceae
Source: RefSeq, a predicted model, not a curated record